AUGGUUGAGAAAAUCGAAUCAAUCCAGCAGUUCCGAGAGCUUAUCAACGGCGAUGUACCUGUCGUCAUCGAUUGCUAUGCGGAUUGGUGUGGGCCAUGCAGAAUCAUUUCCCCUAGAUUUGCAGAGUUGUCGGGUCAAUAUACGCAAGUGAAAUUCUACAAGCUCAAUGUUGACGAACAACAAGACAUCAGCAGCGAACUUCAAAUCCGAUCGAUUCCAGCGUUCUUUGUCUUCCGUAAUGGAAACAAAACUGAGGAACUUGUCGGGGCUAACCCCAGCGCACUGAAUGUUCGUACCUGUAGGUCUUUGGCUGGUGGUCCUAGCUAA
Molecule: messenger RNA, 327 nt
Organism: Pisolithus orientalis
Lineage: Eukaryota; Fungi; Basidiomycota; Agaricomycetes; Boletales; Pisolithaceae
Product: putative thioredoxin
Exons: 3
Coding region: 1-327 (108 amino acids)
Molecular function (GO): protein-disulfide reductase activity
Source: RefSeq, a predicted model, not a curated record